GGAGCUUCAGAACAUCAGAAGCACACAGUAUUCGUCAGAGAUCCACUUUGUGUGUUUGCCUGGUCACACAGAAGGGGAUGAUUUAGCAACAAGGAAAGUACUUUGCAAAGAGAGACCUAUACACUUCUUGCUGUGGGGCACAUUUGCCAAAAUCCUUCUGAGCUUUCAUUCAUUUGACAUCCUUGUGCGACCAAGUAGACCAAUUUAUUGGCACAGGUGAUUUUUUCUUUGCAGUCAGUCUCAUACCCAACCGUGUUUAGAAGGUUUGUAUAGAAGGGUUUGUUAAUAUAUUACUAUAUAUAUUAUAUAUAUGUAUUACUAGCCUGAUUUAUAUGACAGUUUAUUCCAAAAAGCAUGGUGAAAAUUUAUUUUCUUUAAAGGCUGGUGGUAUUUUCUGAUUUACUGAAUAACUAAAAGAGAUAUCCAUAGUUCCCUCAGUAAUAUACUUUUCAUAUCUUAUGUCAACAAAAUGAAAAGAAAAAAAAUGAAACUGGCUUUAUAAAAUGUUCAGAAUAAACGUUUUGAGUUUAUGCAAAUCAGCACAUAUUUAAUUACAUCAUGCCUAAUUUGCAUACUCAAACAUUAAAUUACAGAAAACUUGUAAUACAUUUUUUUCAUUUAUUUACCCUAUUCACUUGUAGUAUCUCCACCUUACAGUAUAUUCAACACAUUGGACAAGAAAGGCUUAAUAUACGAAAUUGCCCAAGGGAUAUCACCGGGCACCUUCCUAAAUCUUCAAGAGGUACCCCUAGUCUACUAGAUUCUGCAAAAUAAAUAAAUAAAUAAACGACAAAACCAGGUCUGACCCCAUGGCUGCCUGACUAGUUCUGUUUUUAAGGUCUUAAACAUGCAGUGGGUACGGGUUGAGAAUGCACCUUUUGCCGCGGCAGUCCCGAAGAGAUCCCGUAGGCUGUCCAGCCGAUUUUUUCGAGGCUAAGGCAAUGUACCCAAACAACCACCAGGUGGCAGAAAGUUUCAACCCGCAUUUCAACUGCAUUUAAUGAUGAAGAUUGCAUAUCCGUCAAUAGUCGACUCCUUUAAUCUCAUUUAAUCAUUAAAAUUAAGGUGAUGACUGGCGAAAUUAAUCAAACGACGUUUCAAUAAACCAUUGUUGAAAUGAAUGAAAAUGUUUUUUAGAAAAUCGCCUAUAGGCCUAUCAGAAGGAAAUAGCCUUCAAUUCAACCUGAAAGACUCGAUAGGCAACCUUAGAUUAAUUCAUUAGGCCUAAUUCAUUGCGGUUACAAGACCGCAUUUCCGUGAAUAGGCUAUACAGCGCCCUCCACAAUUAUUGGCACCCCUGGUUAAGAUGUGUUCUUUAGCUUCUAAUAAAUUCAUUUUUUUUUCCAAAUAAUAUAAGACCACAAUGAAAAAAAGCGUAAAAUCCAACCUUUAAUACAAGUGCAUUUAUUUAGAAGGAAAAAAAUCCCACAUUAAGAAAUAAUUAUUUUACAUCAAAUCAUGUGUGCCACAAUUAUUGGCACCCCUGAUGUUAAUGCUUUGUACAACCCCCUUUUGCUAAUAAAACAGCACCUAAUCUUGUCUUAUAAUGUUUCACAAGAUUAGAGAAAACAGAAAGAGGGAUCUUCGACCAUUCCUCUUUGCACAAAAUCUCCAAAUCAUCCAACGACCUGGGUUCUCUCCUCUGCACUCUCCUCUUCAACUCACCCCACAGGUUUUCAAUGGGGUUGAGGUCUGGGAACUGAGAUGGCCAUGGUAGGAGCUUGAUACGGUGUCUGGUGAACCAUUUCUGUGUAGACUUGGCCAUAUGUUUAGGGUCAUUAUCUUGCUGAAAGACCCAGUGAUGAUCGAUCUUCAGCUUUCGGGCAGAGGCCACCAGAUUGUGAUUUAAAAUGUCCUGGUAUUUCAAAGCAUUCAUGAUGCCAUGCACCCUAACAAGGUUCCCAGGCCCUUUGGAAGAGAAACAGGCCCACAGCAUCACCGAUACUCCCCCAUACUUCACAGUGGGCAUGAGGUGCUGUUCUGCAUACUCAUCUUUUUGUUACGCCAGACCCACUUAGAGUGUUUGUUGCCAAAAAGCUCUAACUUUGUCUCAUCUGACCAAAGCACACGGUCCCAGUUGACGGCCCAGUACCGCUCCAGACGUUUGUGCUUAUGAUUUUCCGUGCAUGCCUCCCAAACAACUUGUUGGCAUGUAGAUAGCGCCUGAUGGUUGUUUUGGAGACUUUGUGACCCCAAGAUGCAACCAUAUGAUGCAAUUCUGUAACAGUGAGUUUUGGAGAUUUUUUAAUUUCUCUUACCACUAUUAAAGGGGCAGUCAGGGAUUUUAGACUAUUUCAAACCCAUAAAAAUCUUCUUUUCGCAACCACUAGAUGCCUUUUCCGUGAGAACACUGUAAAAAGCCCUGUGUCUGUAGGCAGCCCUGCAACAAUCUGGAAACAAACAAAGUGGGGGCAGCCUGUCCCCCAAAACAAAAAUUAAACCCUGUUUGGAACUUCUCUGGGAAUUCUGAAGUAAGGGGUGAUUCGUGUUUCGUUUUGGCCUUGGUUAAUAUAAUGUAUGUUUUUUUUUGUACGUCUGCUGACAAAUUUAAAUAUAAACAAAUGCCACUUCCAGCAAAAUCUGUGACUUCAUCUUUAACUGCAGCCUUUGUGAUUUGCUAAUUGCAUUAGUUCAAAUUGCAACUUUGGUUAAGAAUCUAUUUAAGGGGUGAUUGUUAUAAAAAUGAAAUUAAAGAUAAAAUGUUCAAUAGGGUGGUCCUUAUAUUGGGUCUUUUCUCUUUUCUUUGAAAUGUUCAACUCUCACCCCCUAAAUGUGUUAAGGUAGAGCUAAAAAAAAAAAAACACUGUGCAAAAUUUUGAGUGGUUCCUACAAUAUCUAGAGGUUGCUCAAGGCCUUUGAAUAUUUCCAUCAGAAAGCUUUGUUCUGUCCAUCGUAGCAGGCAGUUCAGGGCUAACAAUGCUCUUUUGAGCUCUUUUGUAGUUUUGGAAGUAGAAGGUCCAUCUUGCUGAUUGAUCACAGCAUAUCUCACAGAAUAACACUCAUCAUCACCAAUAUAAUCCUCAUCUGUGCUAUCUUCAGAAGCAGUCAAUGCUAGUGCUUAAAUGCUAGUGUAACCAAAUUCACAAUAGAUCAUGCGAUUGAGAUCUUUUUAUGAAAAUUAAAUGUAUAGAAUUUGAAGGUGAAAGAGUAUGCAUGUUUCAAAACACACCCAGUUGAACAAGUGUUGGAUAUUUUAAUAUGCAUUCUCAUAUUCUAGUGUACUAUAACUUAAAUAUUUUCUUACGUUCCUUGUUUUCAUUUUGUCUGUUGGCAACAGUUGACAGCUUUUGUUAUGGUUUACUAUGUUUUAGUAGUUUUAAUGUAAUAUUUCAGACAACCCCCUUUGAAUUUGACAGAGAUGAGAAACUCUGGUGAGCAAGGUAGUGUGAUGCAUAAGUUGCGGUGAAAUAGUGAGUGUUUGGGAGAUGUAGAUGAUUCCAUAGGCCAGUAUUAGUGUUGUUGAAUGUUGUGUUGCAUGAAAUUACCUACAAGCCAAAUAAAUAUGAUGAUGUAUUCAUCUUAUAAAGGAGUGAAGAACUUCUUAAAUGAGCCUGCCUGAUGCCUUUAACUGUAUGUGUAACCUGUGUUGUAUUGAAACGUGCAGCUCAGCCCUGCAAUUGCCCAGACUCGAACCCUCAAACAGAUUGGAGGUCCAGCAUGCUACUGGCUACCACAACGCCCACAACUUCACUCCCCAUCUGCGUCACGGAACCAGUUAUUAUGUCCAUAAUUCAAAGACAUAAGUGACGUUCAGAGGAAGCAGAUUCUUUUUUUUCAAUUUGUUGGAAUACAAAAAAUACAUUAUUAACUAGUUAACAUUAUUUCACAUGAAUGGUUCUGUUCCAGAACAUAACAAUAUAUUGAAACAUUUUUUUCAAUUUGUUUCUUGUUUUUGUUCCUUGAGCCGGUUCAAAGCCUUGGUCUUCAAAAACAUUUUAAUAUUUUUAAAAUGUUUCUGUUCUUUUUUUCAGACUGGCUUGUCCAAAGCCAUCUGUAUAUUUAGGCACAGUCAUGCUUCACAGAUCAACGUCUCCAGCCUCCUGGGUCUGCUCACCCGAUACACAGCAGGAAUCAGGUAUGCCUUGGAGCUUCAGUCCCUACAGAGGGGGAUGUCAGAGUCGGGUCAGGCAGAAGAUGAUGACACCAAUCUUUCCGUUUCAUCCAUUGAGGAGGACUUUGUCACUGCCUUUGAGCACCUAGAAGAAGAGGAAAAUGGAGAUUGUUCAUUCUCGGCUUCCUACAGUCAGGGAAAUCAGCGUGAUGUUGCCUCCCAGACAGUCUCCAGAUACUGCAAAGACAUGGCUGGCUGUCACAUCAUUGUAAGCACUUCUUCCAAGAAGAGCUCAAGAAAGCAGAAGUACACCACUGAGGGACCUAUCUCUGCCCAGUUGGGUUCCACUUCUACGUGUUUUUCAAGAAUUGAGAAUCAGUCCAGUUUGCCUUUGCCAGACAUUUCCCCUAAAGAUCAAGACAUCUCUCACUCCAUGACAGAGUCAGAUGACUCAGAUUGCUCUAGCCCCAGUCCCAUAAUUUUCUUAGAUGAAGUGGACUAUCAGAGGAGUCUUAAGGCAAAACUUGAAAUACCCAAGAUCCCUGUCCUCAAGGAUGGUGUAGAGGACUCUGACUCAGAGGUCAGUGAAUUUUUUGAUAGUUUUGAUCAAUUUGAGGACUUGGACCUAAUACUCCAAUCAUCCAUCAAGGUGCCAAAAGGUCAAAACACUACUGGCCAAUCACAGACAAAGAAGUUGUCUGAAGAAACUGACUCUAAAAAUGUCUCCAGGGAUCAUUCAACUAUGAACCCUCAUAAAUUUGACCAUUCUGUUCUCCCAGACAAUAUUAGGAAACCAACUCCACUGAGGCCAGGUUCUCCAUAUGGUGUUCACUCAGAUGUCUCAGAUUCUCCUCGACUAGUAAGGAAAUCCUGUGAUGAGAGUGGAGCACUGUUCAGUCCAAUCUGUUCAUCUGCUUUCAGCCCUCUGGGAGAAGGGGCUACCCUGGAGCAUUUCUGGAAAUUAGAUGGAGACAUUUCAGAGUUACGCAAACCUCAUGAUCUGUGUUCCUUGUAUAAAACCUACUCUGAUUUUGCAAGUAACCUGUCCAAGGAAAUUCUUGGAUCUGUUUGUGGCUACUCAUCCCCUGUUGAUAUCAACAUUAAUAAGAAUCUGAGUUGUGUUUGUCACAAAGAAUUUAAAAGCAUCAGUGGACAUCUCAUGAAGUUGGCUGACAUUCAAGAAACAGUAACAGUUUCCCAGUCACAGAAGAAAUAUCCAUCUCUCAAAGAUGGAAUUCAGAGAUUUGCCACAGAUCUGGUUGAAAUUAGUCUUGGUAGUGCCUUAAGAGAUAUCCAGAAAGGGGUGUCAUCCUGUACUACUACACUUUGCCAUUUAGCUGCCAGGCUGACCUCUUCAGUGUUUCAAAUGGCCUUUCAUGAGAUAGGUAUGCGUCGUGCAUAUGUGUUAAAAGAACGUGCCAUAAAUGGAUUAGCUGGCUUCCUUGUUGGAGAGGCGGUUUCUGGGGCACUUGGAGAAUUCUUGUCUUUGAAAAGUCAAAUCUUUAACAACACUGUUGCAAAAUUUGCUGCAGAUUUGGCUGAAGAGUUAGUCUUUGAAGGUAUCAUGGAGGUUUGUCAAUUUUCACACCCCUCUUCACCACUGAAUCCAAAAGUUUAUUCUUUUGAACACGAAGAGGAAGUUGUUUCUUCAUAUGCCACAGACCUAUCAGAAUCUGUUAUUCAGGAGGCAUUUAUAGAACUGUCACAAGCUGACAUGGCAUUUACAACCCAAGCAGCCAUCAGUGUGUCUGUAGACAACAUAUGUCAUGUCAGUUCUGAGAAGUCCAAAACAGCCUGUUAUACAGCCAGUUGUAAUCCUUCACUAAGAAGCAGCCUUCAGUCAUGUGAUCCAGUGCAGGAUGAUUGCAUGAUGCAGAAAGCUCUUUUUUGUGUGUCUGGUAUGGCUAGCUGUGUCUCGGUCCCUGUGGCUGGAAAAGCGAUUUCUCAUUUGCAGAGUCUAGAGGAGACUGCAGAUAGCAGUGUUACCUUUCAAAGAGAGUCUAUGGCAGUUCCACUAGAUGACAGUAUUUCAGGAAGAGCCUCCUUCAGUAAUUUGUCUGGUACCAUGGUGGAUAAGAUAGUGAGUGAAGCAUUUGACCUAAUGAAAUCCCCAAAAGUCAAGAAAAAAGUAGAAGACUGUGCUGACUUCUUGAGUAAAUCAAUGGGAAGUCAUCUGUCAUCAGGUCAAGGAGAGAAUCAGACUUUAAAUUCAACUUUUAAGUUGCAUGAUGCAUCCAUUCAGAGUUCUGAAUGCAGCCUUUUGAAUGUCUCAAAAAUUGAAAGUGAAGAAAUAUUUGAUCCUUUGCCACAGCAUCAUUCCCCAGUCAAUCAAGAAGCCUCAGAAAUUGAUGGUGUUUUGAUUAAGGAUGCUCUGGAUGUACACACCUUGGAUAUGUCCACUGGAGGCGAAAAGGUCAACGUAGAGGAAAUACCCCAUGGUCCUGACCAAGAAUGUGGUGCAGACACAGGAGCACCCUCUAAUCCACAGCAACCUUUAGAAAACUGCAAUGAAAGAAAAAGUAAGCACUUUUCAAAGAGGUUCAAAGGCCAAUUCACUAAGGAAUAUUCCCCUUUAACACCCCCUUCAAUGUCAAAUUAUCCACUGUCUGGUCAUAAAGCAAGCUCUGACUUUCAUAAGGCAGACUUCAUGUGUACAAGAUCUUUGUCUGAGGGGGCAUACCACAUUGAGGUGGAGGAAGAUGCUCUGAAGGAAGCAUAUAAUUCCGGUAAAGUUAAUACAGCUGAGACAGAACAUGUCAUCAGUUCUGAAGACAAAAUGUUGGAAAAUGGAGCUCUCCUCUAUGCAGGACGAUUAGCAUGCCACAUAGUCUCUAUGGCAACUGAAAUGGAUUCAAUGGACCUUGAUGUGCUAUAUAACAGGGACACUGACAGAAAAGAUGUCUCACACAGUGCAAAGUUUUCAGAGCAGACCCUAAACAUUUUAUGGAUGUACGCUGGUGAAAUUGCUGGAGAAGUUAUGAGUGAUGUGAAGAAAAUGAUGAUUACAAACCAUAGUCAUCACAAAGGUAUUCAAAAGGACACGUCAAGAUUAUCACAGAGUCAUGAAUCUGAUGACAAAACUGUUAAGUUGAAUGAUCUAGGUAAUCAGUGGUUCAGUGACUGUCUGCCAUCAGUUCUCAAUGCCCCUAGCAGUACUACCAGUGGGAUGACAUCUGAGUACCCUAGCUGUGAGAAUGUCUCAGACGAGUAUGCAGGCUACGUAAUUAAAGUUUUGAAGAAAGAAGGUGGAAGCAGAGAACUGAUCUUGGAUCAUUAUGCUAGUCAGCUGGCAUAUAGAUCGAUAAAGGCUGGACUUACUCAUGCAGCUCACAAAUUAAAGCAGAAAUCAAGACUUUAUUCCUUAAGGCAAUUGCACAGCAAUAGCAGCCACAAUGUUUGUGGAAUGUCAGCUUCUCAAACAAUGCCUGCCAGAGGCGCUAUUGGUAAAGCAUGUUCCCUUAGUGGUGCUGCACAGCCUUUAUGUCAUGAAGGGCAAGACAAUAAGAAUGAGUACAUGGAAUUUGUACAUUUUGCAGAGUCUUUGGCAUACAGUAUUACCUGUGACGUUACAAGGAAGCUUAGAGUGUCCUCAGUGCGUUUGCCAAAGUCACUGACUGAUUCCUGUCUGUAUAAAAAGACUAAGCUUGAGGACAUGGCAGAGAAUUUCAUGAAAACCACGUUUUCUUGUUCUGUAUUGCCUAACACAGAAAAAAAGCGACAGUAUCAUAGCACUGGGAACUUAAAUGAUGACUCUUACAACAGUGCCAUAAUGCACGUGAUUGAGCACUAUGCCCAAAAAAUAGUAGAUGACACUUUGGAAAUUACCUUAGGAACUGUCGCCCAAAAGUCUGCAGGAGGACAAACUCUUGAAAGACUCACAUGUUCCAAAAGACUGUGGGAUACUAAGGCCAGAGCCACAUCAACAUUUCAAGCAUGCCACUACUGUCAAGUUGGUGAUUGUUUGUGUUAUGGAAAGUCUGUUAGACAUCACUAUCAGGGUUUGCAGAAAAGGGGGGGGCAGUGUCUUGAUGCUGCAAGUGGAUAUGAAAUUCCCAAGAUUCAUAUUCAUUUGGAUAAGAGGGCAAUGUUUGCAGAAGAAAUGGUGUCAACAGCAAUUGCGAAAGCAAAGAAAGAACUGAGCAGUGCUAGCCUAAAUGCAGACAGUGGAAUUGGUCAUGAUGGAGCAAGCUUUGCGGAAAGCCUCACCACAGAGAUUAUGACGUCAGCAUUGUCCAAUGUCUGCCAGACCAUCAAUUUGAGCAUGUCAGGGAAAGAGGGUAUCAAUGCAACAGAAUCAACUAUAAGCCAGCAGCUGAGCUUGAGUAUUGGAGAUGACAGUCUUGGCAGUUGGUCUAACUUGAGUUUUGAAGAUGACCAUCCAGAUGAGAGUAGCAGUUUCUUCCAUUUAAGUGACAGUAGUAAUGGGAACAGCAGUAGCUGGAGCAGCCUGGGUUUAGAAGGAGAGGUUUAUGAAGAGCAUUUGUCCUUUUCCCCAUCUGACAGUGAUUACACUGAGGAGAAAGAAUUGGAGGCCAAGGAGGAAACAAAUGGCACGGCACGGGCGGAAAGGGUCCAUGCACAGGGAGAGCGGGCACUGUUAGUGAUCAACACAGAGCUAAGGGAGCCUGGCCUUGACCCCCAGCUGAGGAGCUUACUCCAGUGGAUUGCAGCCUCUAUUGCUGAACUGCCUGUUCUCCACCUGGGCCAUCAGAAUAGCAAGGAGCUCCAACAGCUCCCACAGGUCAUGCAGAAAGUGAGGGAGAGGCAGUGGCGAAUUGGGGAGCUGCUUCAGGCCCUGUUGAGGUAUUAUGAGGAAGCACAGCCUGAAGAGCCAGCAGCAGACAGAAAAAUGCAUGAGUACAAGUCUCUCUUCCAAUGGCUUCUAGAGCAUGUCUAACUCACUCACUCAUGCCUUGCCUUCUAUGUCUGAGCUGUGAGUUAGCCUUAGUGAACUCCAGCCUGAGGAGUUACCAUGCAGAGUUCCAAUGUUUUGCUGUGAUAUGCAGCAUGCUUGCUGAAACUAGUGGCCUCCUGUAGGAAGUCUUCUCUUGAGUAUUACAGCCCUAACCACCAGGGUGUGUCAUAGAAAUGGCUCUCAUAAUUGCUCAGUGUGUGAGUUUGAGUUUCACCAUGGACUGAAAGUAUUUUUUCUAUUCUUUUGUGUUUGCUAAUAGAUUCCAUGUCACAUUAACAUACUUCUAUGUUAUCAAACAGCCAUUCCCUGUCAAUGAACAACAAGUAGUGUUUUCUGUCAAGGAAACCCCACAGCUUGGGGCAGAAUGAAGUCACAACCAUACCUUUCCUCUGUGCUAAUGUUUCCAUUUAGUAAGGGACCAUACAAACAAACCUCAGUUGAAGAGCUCUCAUCAUUGCAAAAAGCUUAGAGUGAAAUGGAAUUAAAGGUGUUGUCUGGCAAAACAGAAUUAAAAGAAAAUCACUCACCACACGGUCCUAUUAUUGUAUUGAGAACAUAUUUCUGUGCCUUUCACAACCCUGGAAUACCCUACAGAGGAUCAUAUGUGUUUGUUUCCAGCUCCAAUCAUACCAUAGGAUAAUGGCAUGUAUCAAUUUGUUGAUUUUAGCAUUGAUUGGAUUGUUUGAUACACAGCAUGACGCACAGAGCCUUAAGCUCAGAAGCAUAAUAUACUAGGAAUAACCCCAUGGGAAGAUAGAGAUGUUCUUUCUGUCAGUAUUACAUGAAAAAUAUGUAUGUUUGCUUUAUACAUUUUGUAAGCCCCUGUUAAGAAUCCCAUUAAUCUGGCAUGCAUUGGAAGGUGCAGCGGUGCUAAAAAGUUUGUGAACCCCUCCUUUCAAUUACUGUCCCUUCCAAUAAAUGGUUAAUGGUUGUGUUUGUGUUUCAUAACGGCUGACUUCUUUUCACUCUAAGGUCAUUCUUGCAUAAAUUGAUUUAUUUGAUCAGCAAACAAAUCAUUUGUAUUAAUUCAAAUUUGUAAAUAGACAUUAUAACAGAUUUUCUUUGUCAUUUUAUAAGGUUUUCAAUUUUUAUAAGAUCUGGUAACUUUUUAGGUCAUAUGCUCAGAUUUACAAAAAUCUGUGGGGUUCACAAAAUUUCUAGCACCACUGCAUAUGAUGAGCAAAGUGUGUGCUUCUUAUUAUUUCUAAUGCACUUUGUUUUUGAUAGAUACAUUUGUUUUUAAUGUCCACAUAUUGCAAUACUUUGUUCUGCACAUGAAAAGGAAAACUAUGACAAUUUUGAAUGGCACCUCUAUAUUGCUUCAAUUGAGGAAAUGCAAUUCCAGAUGCACUGUGGUACCUAUGCUUAUCCUAAGUAAUCACCUCCCUCCUCAGUUCUUCUCAGUAUAUCCCAUCCUGUUUACAGUUUUCUACUGGUCCAUACUUAAUCAUCUAAUUGUACAGUGUCCUUUUAAAAAAUGUGUGUUUUAUGGUUAAGGUCAGUAUUGUGUAACAAUACAUUCAAAAGUUAGUCCGGGCUACAAAAAGAUGUCACUCACAUAAACAUGCUACCUUAAAACCGAAAUAUGUUAGAAACCCCACACAGGCAACUGCCACCUUUCAAAUCUAAGAUGUGUGUAUACUUUAGGUCAAUCAUUUUUGCCUAUAUACUAACUUUGCUGCCUUCUCCAAGUGAUGCAGCUUUGCUUUGUGCCAUUAGUAGAGUGGUGUUCUGUAGUGGCUUUCAUUUAGCUGUGCUCGCUCUGGCAUCCCAACCUGCAUGGCAUUAGGGUCUAUAGUGAGCCAUCACUCUUAACUGUUGUUAUAGGGACAUCCACUUGUCAUUGUUGGUCUCAUCUGUUUCAGUACAGCAUGACCAAGAAGUGUUCAUGUUUAUGUUAUCUGUGUUUUUGUUGAUGUAUAUGCUGCAAAAUUUGGGAGCCUUCAGAAAUGAUUGAAGUCUAAAAAUGAAUUCCCGUAUUAAAUUACUUUAUGAAAGGGAAGAUAUGUGUAGUUCCACAGUAUGGUGAGCAAACUAUUUAUGGAGCACAAGAUCUUUCUUGCAAACCCAUACUGCUGCCUCUCCCAUGAGGUGAUGCUGAAUGAGGGCUUGUCCCUAUAAGCAUGUAUAUAAAUAAACCCAGGUGUUCAGCCUAUACUGUAUUGCUUUAAUAUUUUGCUUUGUGUACAUUCCUAUCCUUCACUGAUUUUUUUACUGCAAUGUUGUGUUAUUUAAAAGCAGAAUGGCUAUGCUUGAUGCAGCUUAAUAUUAUAAAAAGUAAAUACUUUAUUUGUUGUGUUGCCCUCAUCCUACUAUACCAGGCAAAUACUUAUUCACUGACUUCUAUUUUUCCUGUGUAUUUGUAUAAUCUCACCAAAUAAAUCUAAAUUAUUCAAUGUAA
Sardina pilchardus (European sardine) is the source of this 11367-nucleotide messenger RNA. RefSeq names its product A kinase (PRKA) anchor protein 11 (gene akap11). Gene Ontology annotation, cellular component: cytoplasm. The record is from RefSeq and is a predicted model, not a curated record. Gene Ontology annotation, molecular function: protein kinase A binding. NCBI's taxonomy places the organism in Eukaryota, Metazoa, Chordata, Actinopteri, Clupeiformes, Clupeidae. The coding region runs from base 3828 to 8948 and encodes 1706 amino acids. The transcript has 9 exons.